Aspergillus welwitschiae is the source of this 663-nucleotide messenger RNA. Its product is annotated as mitochondrial 37S ribosomal protein uS19m. Lineage: Eukaryota; Fungi; Ascomycota; Eurotiomycetes; Eurotiales; Aspergillaceae. Gene Ontology annotation, molecular function: RNA binding; structural constituent of ribosome. The coding region runs from base 43 to 327 and encodes 94 amino acids. Gene Ontology annotation, biological process: translation; ribosomal small subunit assembly. Gene Ontology annotation, cellular component: ribosome; cytosolic small ribosomal subunit. The transcript is spliced from 4 exons. The record is from RefSeq and is a predicted model, not a curated record.
CAUCUCGCCCAUCAGCCAAAGCCCAACACCACAAAAACCAAAAUGUUUCCCACGCGAGCUCUCCUCUCCCGCUCGGUCUGGAAGGGCCCGAACAUCGUCCCUCUCCCUCUCCCCCGCAAACUCCCCGCUCCGCCAGGAACACCACCGAUCAAGACGCAGAAGCGCGGCGCCACGAUCCUGCCUAACUUCGUGGGAUUGAAGUUCCAGGUCCACAAUGGGAAGAUUUAUCAGGAUGUUGUGAUCACGGAGGAGAUGGUCGGCAGGAAGUUGGGGGAGUUUGUUGCGACUCGGAAGAGGUUCACGUAUAAGCAGUCGAAGAACAAAUGAUUGCUUUUCGGGUUGUGUGUUUGUCUGGCUGGCUGGCUGGGUGGUCUGUUUUAUUCUAUAUGCAGUGCAGCGGGUGUCUCUACUGAGUCCCUUCUGCGCGUAGCUGAAUUGUCAGCAUAAGAGGAAUAGCAGGCAGGCAGACAGACAAGGCAGAUGGGCACACAGGUGGUGAUUUCAUAUUGCAUGGCUAGGUUCUUUUCUUAUAUCUCGGGCGUUAUAUCCAGUUCCUUACUGCUAUUCUUCCACCAAUGUAUAUCUACGUGUUGCAUGUAAACUACUAGACGGACCAUAAAAUCAACAGGUCAAAGGACUUCUCAACACAGAACAUCAAGUCGC